CACUCUGCCGAGGUUUCCAUGGAGACCGAGGCCCGGCCGGCGCGGCCUCCCGACGUUGCCAUGGAGACAACUCCAGGGCUGGGGCUCGCGGGGCCCCGCGCGCCGCUGCAGCCUCAGAACCCCGCGGAGCCGCCGUGUGAGGCCCGGGCGGCGGCGGCGGCACACUGGGAUCCACGGAAACACUCUCUGCUCAUCGUGAUCGGCGACAUCGGCACCGAGAGCCAGCUGCGGGCCGUGCGGGCCCACCUUGAACAAGGGAUUCUGUCCUGGAAUAUUGACGUAUCAUCCUUUGACUUGAACCAACAGUUGAGACUCUUCAUUACCCGGCACCUAGCUCACUUCUCUUCAGAGGUCAAAGGCCAGAGGACCCUUUGCCAUCAGAGUGAGACCCUAGAGAGCAUCGUCUUGGUCAACCCCAGUGCGGACAGCAUCAGCUCUGAGGUUCGCCAUCUUCUUAGCAGUCCAUCAGCUCACAAACUACUGAUCUUAAGUGGACAAAGUUUAGAGCCUGGGGGAGACCUCAUUCUCCAGAGUGGUACCUACUCCUACCAAAACUUUGCCCAGGUCCUUCAUAGCCCAGAGAUUGCCCAAUUGCUCAGCAAUAGAGACCCUGGGACCCAGGCCUUCCUCACUGUGUCCUGCUUAGGGGAGGGUGAUUGGAGCCAUCUGGGACUCUCCAGUUCCCAAGAGACCCUGCACCUCCGGCUGAACCCCGAGCCCAUGCUACCCACCAUGGAUGGUGUGGCUGAGUUCUCCGAGUACGUUUCCGAGACGGUGGACGUGCCAUCCCCCUUUGACCUGCUGGAACCCCCCACCUCUGGGGGCUUCCUCAAGCUCUCUAAGCCUUGCUGCUACAUCUUCCCGGGUGGCCGCGGGGACUCGGCCCUCUUUGCAGUCAAUGGUUUCAACAUCCUCGUGGAUGGCGGUUCUGAUCGCAAGUCCUGCUUCUGGAAGCUGGUGCGGCACCUGGACCGCAUCGACUCGGUGCUGCUCACGCACAUUGGGGCAGACAAUCUGCCGGGCAUCAAUGGACUCCUGCAGCGCAAAGUGGCCGAGCUAGAGGAGGAGCAGUCCCAGGGCUCCAGCAGCUACAGCGACUGGGUGAAGAACCUCAUCUCCCCCGAGCUUGGAGUCGUCUUCUUCAAUGUGCCAGAUAAGCUACGGCUGCCUGAUGCCUCCCGAAAGGCCAAGCGCAGCAUUGAGGAGGCCUGCCUCACGCUUCAGCACUUAAACCGCUUGGGCAUUCAGGCCGAGCCUCUGUACCGGGUGGUCAGCAACACCAUUGAACCACUGACCCUCUUCCACAAAAUGGGUGUGGGCCGGCUGGACAUGUACGUCCUCAACCCCGUCAAGGACAGCAAGGAGAUGCAGUUCCUCAUGCAGAAGUGGGCGGGCAAUAGCAAGGCCAAGACAGGCAUUGUGCUGGCCAAUGGGAAGGAGGCUGAGAUCUCCGUGCCCUACCUGACCUCUAUCACUGCUCUGGUGGUCUGGCUACCCGCCAACCCGACUGAGAAGAUCGUGCGUGUGCUCUUUCCAGGAAACGCACCUCAGAACAAGAUCUUGGAGGGUCUGGAAAAGCUUCGCCACCUGGACUUCCUCCGUUACCCUGUGGCCACACAGAAGGAUCUGGCUGCUGGGGCCGUGCCUGCCAACCUGAAACCCAGCAAAAUCAAACAGCGCGCUGACAGCAAGGAGAGCCUCAAAGCUGCUCCCAAGACCGCAGUGAGCAAGCUGGCCAAGCGGGAGGAAGUAGCAGAAGAGGGAGCCAAGGAGGCCCGCUCUGAACUGGCCAAGGAGUUAGCCAAAACAGAGAAGAAAGCCAAAGAGUCCUCAGAGAAGCCCCCAGAGAAGCCUGCCAGGCCCGAGAGGGUACGGACAGAGUCAAGUGAAGCCCUGAAAGCAGAGAAGCGAAAGCUGAUCAAGGACAAGGUAGGGAAGAAGCACCUGAAAGAGAAGAUCUCCAAGCUGGAAGAGAAGAAAGACAAGGAGAAAAAAGAGAUCAAGAAAGAGAGGAAGGAGCUCAAAAAGGAUGAAGGGAAAAAGGAAGAGAAGAAAGAUGCCAAGAAGGAGGAGAAGAGGAAAGAUGCCAAACCUGAGAUCAAGAAAAUCUCCAAACCCGACCUGAAGCCCUUCACACCUGAGGUACGGAAGACCCUGUACAAAGCCAAGGCCCCGGGGAGAAUGAAGGUAGACAAGAACCGAGUUUCUCGUGGAGAGAAAGAUCUGUCGUCUGAGCCCCGGACACCCCCAGCCCAGAAAGGGGCUGCACCACCACCCACUGUCAGCGGACACAGGGAGCUGGCUCUUUCCUCACCAGAGGAUCUCACACAGGACUUUGAGGAGAUGAAGCGGGAGGAGGCCGAACAGAGGGACACGGGACUAGGAGAGAAACCACUGCCCGCAGGUACGACAGAGGAGGGACCCCCAAGCCCAGCCGUGCAGGGAACACAACCCACCGUCCCAGAAGAGCACGUGACCAAGGGGAAAGAGAUCACCCCGGACAUCCCCGAGGAACAAGGCAGCAAGGACAAAGGCCCAGACUCUGGGGCUGAAACAGAGGAAGAAAAAGAUACUUGGGAGGAAAAGAAGCAGAAGGAAACAGAGAAGCUUCCAGAGAGAGCUGAAGCCAGAGAGGAGAGCGAACCCGAGGUAAAGGAGGAUGUGAUAGAAAAGGCUGAGGUGGAAGAAAUGGAGGAGGCUCACCCUUCCGACGAGGAGGAAGAGGAAGAGACCAAGGCUGAGAGUUUUUACCAAAAACACAUGCAGGAAGCCUUGAAGGUAAUCCCCAAAGGCAGGGAGGUUCUUGGGGGCCGGGACCUGGGACUCCAGGGGAAGGCCCCCGAGAAGGAGACCUCAUCAUUCCUAAGCAGCCUGGCCACACCUGCAGGAGCCGCUGAGCAUGUCUCUUACAUCCAGGACGAGACGAUCCCUGGCUACUCAGAAACUGAGCAGACCAUCUCGGAUGAAGAGAUUCAUGAUGAGCCAGAGGAGCGCCCGGCGCCAGCCAGAUUCCCUACCAGCAUGUACGACCUCUCUGGUCCUGAAGGUCCAGGCCCCUUUGAAGCCAGCCAGCCUGCACAGAGUGCCGUCCCUGCUGCCCCCAGCAAAGGCUACGGGGCACCCGAGACAGAACUCACCUACCCCCCCAACAUGGUGGCUGCCCCUCUGGCUGAAGAGGAGCACGUGUCCUCAGCCACUUCCAUCACUGAGUGCGACAAGCUCUCUUCCUUCGCCACGUCGGUGGCUGAGGACCAGUCUGUGGCCUCGCUCACAGCGCCCCAGACAGAGGAGACAGGCAAGAGUUCCCUGCUGCUGGACACUGUCACCAGCAUCCCCUCCUCCCGCACCGAGGCCACGCAGGGCUUGGACUACGUGCCAUCGGCUGGCACUAUCUCACCGACCUCUUCGCUGGAAGAAGACAAAGGCUUCAAAUCACCACCCUGUGAGGACUUCUCUGUCACCGGAGAGUCAGAGAAGAGAGGAGACGUGGGAGGGAGACGCUUGACUGGGGAGAGAGCUGCGGGAGAAGAAGAGGAGAGGGCAGACCUACAGCUCUCUGAGAAACGUCACAGCCCAUAUGGAAGCCCAGGGUUUGGUACCCCCGGGCAAGCCCUACAGCCAGGGGAACCAGCCCUUGGAGAAGCAGAGGAACGGUGCCUUAGCCCGGAUGACAGCACGGUAAAGAUGGCUUCCCCUCCGCCAUCUGGUCCACCCAGUGCCACCCACACACCCUUCCAUCAGUCGCCAGUGGAAGACAAGUCUGAGCCCCAAGACUUCCAAGAAGACUCCUGGGGAGACACUAAGCCUCCCCCCGGCGUGGGCAAGGAAGAAGCUGCGAAGGAAGCAGUCAAGCCAGAGCCCGAAGAGAGCACACGAGAGGAGGCGACGCUACCUCCUCCCAGGAGCCCCCAGGCCCAGGGAGCGCCUGUUGGCCUGGCUGAGGGACACACAGGCUGUACCAUUCAGCUGUUACCAGAACAGAACAAAGCCAUAGUUUUUGAAACGAUGGAAGCAGGAUCUGGGCUUCCAGACCCAAUUCUGGGUACGGAAGCCCUUCCCAGGGAAUUGACGACAUCGCUCCAGGAACCUGGUGAACCUCAGAAAGAUGAGGCGCGUGACCGAAGCCUCUCUCCUGAAGAUGCAGAGUCCCUGUCUGUCCUCAGCGUGGUCUCCCCAGACACUGCCAAACAAGAGGCCGCUCCCAAGGCUCCCUAUGGCCUGACCGGGCACAAAGGCCUCUGGCCCGAGGCGUCUCCAGAAGACACCCAAUCGCUUUCCUUCUCAGAAGAGAGUCCCAGUAAGGAGACCUCGUUGGAUAUCUCUUCAAAACAACUCUCUCCAGAGAGCCUUGGCACCCUCCAGUUUGGAGAACUAAGCCUAGGAAAGGAAGAAAGGGGACCUCUGAUGCAGGCUGAGGACACGUCUCUUUACCAAGCUCCUGCGUCUAUUCCAGAGCCUCAUGCCGCCACCAUGUCCCCUCCCACAGAUGGGACCACUGGAUCCUCCGUACAGGCUGAUUAUACAGAGAAGAGCCCUGAGGGGAAAAGGCCUGCCGGAUCCUUCUCUCCCUCUGCACUGUCAGGAGAUGGGAACCGCUUGCCCGAGGUGAUCACAAGCCCCGGGGAACACCUUCUGACCCCCCAUAGCUCCCUCACCAAGAGUCCCGAGUCUUUGUCAAGCCCUGCGAUGGAGGACAUUGCCAUGGAAUGGGAAGGUAAGAUCCCUGGGCUGAAAGACAGAACUCCAGAGCAGAAGGACAAGGAGCCUGAGCCAAAGGAGGAAGUCCUACAGCAGAAAGACCAAGUUCUGCAGCAGAAGAGCGUGGUAGAGCAAAAGGCUACGGCCACAAGUCAGAAAGACGAGGCUGUAGAAGAAAAAAUCAAGGUUGUGGGAAAGCAGGAUAAGACCUUAGAACUAAAAGACAGAGACAUAGACCAAAAGGAGGCAGUUCUAGAGCAGAAGGAUGAGCCUGUGGAAUCAAAAGACAAAGAUUCAGAACAAAAAGACAAGGCCCCGGAACAGAAGGACAAGAUCCUAGAAGAGAAAGACAACGUCACAGUACGAAAGGACACAGCCCUGAAACAGGAGCAGGCCCUCGAACCAAAAGACAAAGGAGAAAAACACAGAGAUGCAGAACAAAAAGACCAAGUCUUGGAACUGAAAGAUCAGACCCUACAACUGAAAGAUAAGGCCUUAGAACAAAAAGUGCAAGACCUUGAACCUAAGGACAAGUCUCCAGUAGAGAAGGUCCUUGAACUCAAAGGUCAAGUUCUAGAACAGGCAGACAGAAGCCCUGAACAAAAAGACAAGGUCCAGGAACAGAGGGAUGAAGUCUUAGAAAAGAAAGAUCAGGCCUUGGAGCAAAAAUACUGGGCCUUAGGAGAGAAGGAUCAAGUUCUGGAACAUGAGACUAAAACUGUUGAACAGAAAGACAAAGCUCUGGAGGAGGACAAAACUCAGGAGCGGGAGAGCUUUGUGCAGGAAGGUAAAACUGUGAAACCAGAGGAAGCAAUCCUAGAGGAGAAAUCUCCAGAAAAGGCCAAGCCUGCGGAGCCAAAAGAAGAAGCUGUUCUGGAGAAAACCAAAGCCCUGAGGCUGGAAGAGAGCCCAAUGGAGGAAGAAGGCAAGGCCCAAGUACAGGAAGAGAAGUACCAGAAGGAGCAGGAUGUGCUCCAGGGGUGGCGAGAAACAACUCCCACCAGAGGGGAUCCGGUUGGAGAGCAGAAAGAGCCCGUCCCGUCCUGGGAAGGCACCUCUGCUGAGCAAGAGGUCAGGUAUUGGCAGGACAGAGAUGUGGCUGUGGACCAGGAUGCAUACUGGAGAGAGCUGAGCUGUGAGAGGAAGGUCUGGUUCCCCCAUGAGCUGGAUGGCCAGGGAGGCAGCCCACGGUACACCAAGGAGCGAGAGAGCACGUUCCUCGACGAAGGCCCAGAUGAACAAGCACCCCAACUGCAGCAUACACCCCAGAGCCCUUGGGCCUCAGACUUCAAGGAUUUCCAGGAGAUCCCCCCCCAGAAGGGGCUAGAGGUGGAGCGCUGGCUUGCUGAGUCACCAGUAGAGCUGCCACCCGAAGAAGAGGACAAAAUGACACCUUCUCCCUUUGAGAUCAUCUCCCCUCCCACCUCUCCACCUGAGAUGGUUGGACAGAGGGUUCCUCCAGCCCCAGGACAAGAGAGCCCCACCCCAGAGACCAAGCCUCUGCCCCCCACGAGGAACGAACCCACCACCCCCUCGUGGCUGGCUGAAAUCCCACCCUGGGUACCUAAAGACAGGCCCCUGCCCCCUGCACCCCUCUCUCCAGCUCCAGCUCCCCCCACACCCGCUCCAGAACCGCGGACCCCGGCGCCCUUCUCCUGGGGCAUGGCUGAAUAUGACAGUGUGGUGGCCGCAGUACAAGAAGGGGCAGCUGAGCUGGAAGGUGGGCCGUACUCCCCGCUGGGGAAGGACUACCGCAAGGCCGAAGGGGGAAGGGAAGAAGAAAGUGAGACUGCUCCCGGAGAUCCAGCCAUCAACCCCUACGGCUCCAAAGUCCCCGAGGCCAGUGCCAGCCAGGCCACCAGAGAUCCAGAACAGACCACCGAGCCGGAGCAGAGAGAGCCCACGCCCUACCCUGACGAGAGAAGCUUUCAGUAUGCGGACAUCUAUGAGCAGAUGAUGCUCACCGGGCUGGGCCCCGCGUGCCCCACCAGGGAGCCGCCACUGGGAGCAGCUGGGGACUGGCCCCCGCGCCUGUCCAGCAAGGAGGAGGCUGCUGGCUGGAACACCUCCGCAGAGAAGGAGCUUUCCUCUCCUGUCUCGCCCAAGAGCCUCCAAUCGGACACCCCAGCCUUUAGCUACGCAGCCCUGGCCGGACCCACCGUACCUCCCAGGCCAGAGCUGGAACCACCCGGGCCAAGCGCGGCAGAGGCCAGCAGCCUCAGCCCACCCGCAAUUCCUCCCCGAGCUCCUAUUCCACCGAGCAAAGGCCCACGCUCCCCCCCUCCUAAUGGUAACCUGCUCAGCCACAGCCCAGACAGGAGGACCCCGUCCCCCAAAGAAUCAGGCCCCGGUCACUGGGAUGACAGCACUAGUGACUCUGAGCUGGAGAAGGGGGCUCGGGAACAGCCAGAGAAAGAGCUUCAGUCCCCGAGUCCCCCUCACCCGGCGCCUGCGGGUCCCCCAACACUGUGGCCUGAAACCAAGGCGCCUCCCAGCCCUCCCUCAGACUCACACCUGGGUCCUUCCCGGCCCAGCCUGGACUUCCCGGCCUCGGCCUUCGGCUUCUCCUCCCUGCAGCCCGCUCCCCCGCAGCUGCCCUCCCCAGCGGAGCCCCGCUCCGCACCCUGCGGCUCCCUUGCUUUCUCCGGAGACCGAGCUCUGGCUCUGGCUCCAGGACCCCCGGCUAGAGCCCGGCACGAUGAGUACCUAGAAGUGACCAAGGCCCCAAGCCUGGACUCCUCCUUGCCCCAGCUCCCAUCCCCCAGCUCUCCCGGGGUCCCUCUCCUCUCCGAUCUGACCCGACCCGCCUCGCCGGCCCUGUCUGAAGGCUCGUCUUCCGAGGCUACCACCCCGGUGAUGUCCAGCGUGGCCGAGCGCUUCCCCCCAGGGCUAGAGGCCACAGCCCGGGGGUCCGGAGAGCCGGGCCCCGGCGGGCAGCCGUCCGCCCACAGCCUCUGGGACCUGACGCCUCUGAGCCCAGCACCCCCGGCUGCACUGGACUCGGCCCCGGCCCCGGCGCCCGCGCCCGGUCUGCCUGUAGACAUGGAUGACAGUACCCUGCCCUGCCGCCUGGAGUGCUCGGGGGAAGCCACCAAGAAGCAGCCGGGCCCCUCCGGGGACCGCGCAGCCAACGGCCUGAGUGAGACCUGCCCCGUCCCCCCGGGCCCGGCCCUCGCGGAGGAGGAGGAGGAGGAGGAGGUGACCUUGGGGUCCAAGGGUGGCUCAGGCCCCCCUGUCUACGUGGAUCUCGCCUACAUCCCCAAUCACUGCAGCGGCAAGACCGCUGACCUUGACUUCUUCCGCCGAGUGCGCGCAUCCUACUACGUGGUCAGUGGGAAUGACCCUGCCAAUGGCCAGCCAAGCCGGGCUGUGCUGGAUGCCCUGUUGGAGGGCAAAGCCCAGUGGGGGGAGAAUCUUCAGGUGACUCUGAUCCCCACUCAUGACACAGAGGUGACUCGUGAAUGGUACCAGCAGACUCAUGAGCAGCAGCAGCAACUCAACGUCCUGGUCCUGGCUAGCAGCAGCACUGUGGUCAUGCAGGACGAGUCCUUCCCAGCCUGCAAGAUUGAGUUCUGAAAGAACCCACUUCCCUUCCCCCAAGGAUCCGCUCCCCCAGCUCCUUUAGAGAAUGGCUACU
Molecule: messenger RNA, 8335 nt
Organism: Dipodomys ordii (Ord's kangaroo rat)
Lineage: Eukaryota; Metazoa; Chordata; Mammalia; Rodentia; Heteromyidae
Gene: Map1a
Product: microtubule-associated protein 1A
Exons: 7
Coding region: 19-8274 (2751 amino acids)
Biological process (GO): dendrite development; regulation of microtubule depolymerization; microtubule cytoskeleton organization
Cellular component (GO): microtubule; cytosol; microtubule associated complex
Molecular function (GO): actin binding; microtubule binding
Source: RefSeq, a predicted model, not a curated record